Molecule: messenger RNA, 2549 nt
Organism: Magallana angulata
Lineage: Eukaryota; Metazoa; Mollusca; Bivalvia; Ostreida; Ostreidae
Product: cAMP and cAMP-inhibited cGMP 3',5'-cyclic phosphodiesterase 10A-like
Exons: 3
Coding region: 84-2405 (773 amino acids)
Biological process (GO): negative regulation of receptor guanylyl cyclase signaling pathway; signal transduction
Molecular function (GO): protein binding; 3',5'-cGMP-stimulated cyclic-nucleotide phosphodiesterase activity
Source: RefSeq, a predicted model, not a curated record
UGCAAGCAAUAUUGUGACGUCACUGAGGGUUUGACGUACGCGUCAAGAAGAUUUUCAAAACAAGCGAGAAGAACACCAUAAAGAUGGCAUCAAAUUUGGAACAAAUGUCAUUUCUGAAGAGACCACCGUUUCCCGGACGAAUGGUGAAACCUCGCUUAAAAUCCAGAGUAAUCCCUUCUAUGACUGAACUGCAGGUAAAAAAUUAUCUUAUUCAAAACCCAAAAGUCUUCGAACAAUUUGUGUUGGAGUCUGUUCCUGAAUCGAAAUUGGAAGACUUGUUAAAAGUCAAACGAGAGCGUCCAAGGAAACCAGCCAUUGGCGAGCACCCUAUCGCUUUGCAGUCUCUUUAUCUAAGGAACAGUGUUAUUGAAAUAGCAGAAGUCUUAACGAACAGUUACGACGAUGAGGAACAGCAGAGACGCAUGGAAGAAACGGCACACGUUCUGGGACGCGCCGUGGACGCUAACGAUAUGGCGUUCUACGUGCCGACACACAACGAAACCAUGUUGUCUCUUUAUCAACACGGGGAGUUGGUUCCGUGUGGUCCUGUGGGGAAAAAUCUUACCGUGGCUGCUUAUGCUGUGUCCGAGAGGAAAACCAUACUGGUGAAGGAUUUGGAAAUGGACUCCAGGUUUCCAAAAGGAAUAAGCCCCAAACCAAUGCGGGACUGUAGCGUGUUAUGUGUACCCGUGGUGCUCCCCAGCGCGGACACAGUGGGGGUACUAGAGUUUACCCGGGACCACCUCAAGCCGCCCUUCUGUGAAGGCGACAUUCAGCUGAUCCAUGCGGUGGUAUCUUGGAUGGCGGCCUGCAUACACGAAAACGGUCUGAAGAGGAUACUCGACACUCAACACGAGCUGAACGAGUUCCUCCUGGAGAUCACCAAGGACCUGUUCAAAGAGAUCACCUGUGUUGACCGAGUGGCCAACACCAUUCUCCACUUCACCAAAGAUCUCCUGCACGCCGACCGUUGUUCUAUGUAUUUGGUUGAGGAGGAGCAGUCCAAGCUGUACGUGGCCUAUGAGGACACGGGAACUGUGGAUGCGAACGGGAAAGACGUGUAUGACAAGAAAAGGGUACACGAUCUUCACGCUGUGGAUAUUAUUGCAUGGGAAGCCAUCGAAAACGGAAAGACUGUCAACAUUUACGAUGCGUACGAAGAUGAGAGAUUUGAUCAGGAAUCUGACACAAAAUUGGGAUAUCACACCAAACAGAUUCUCUGUAUGCCUAUUCGCAAUAGGGAACAAGUCUAUGGCGUCAUUAAAAUCAUCAAUUGUCUCCAUCACGAUCGCUUCACCCAUGCAGACGAGGAAUAUUUCAGUCUGUUUUCCGAUUACUGUGCUCUAGCUCUCCACUACAGUAAAAUCUACAGUUUAUUGUACCAACAACAAAACAUCUACAAAGUGGCGGUCGAUGUUUUGCAGUACCAUAUCGUCUGCAACGAAGAUGAAGUGAUGUCACUUCAAGAGACCCCUUACAUCGAAGACGAGGCUAUCCCAGAAAACUUCUUUUCUCCGGAAUUUUAUGCGUAUUAUCACGUUGAACGACUUCCUCAACUUUUCAUCUAUAUCGCAACAGAUCUUUUUGGCGAGGACACUUUCGAAAUGGAGAAGCUGUGUCGUUUUAUUCUUACGGUGAGGAAAAAUUACCGUUCCGUCACAUAUCACAACUGGGAACACGGCUUUCAUGUCGCACAUGCGCUCUGGUUGAUGAUGAAGGCAAAUGACGACAUCUUCACCAAAUUUGAAAAGAUGGCGUUGAUAAUUGGUGGCAUCUGUCACGAUCUGGACCACAGGGGCUACAACAACGACUUCUUCCGAAAGUUUGAUCUCCCCCUGGCGGCCCUUUACUCAACCUCAGUAAUGGAACAGCAUCAUUACAAACAGACAAUAACAAUUCUGCAUACUGAUGGGCAGGAUAUUUUCUCGUUUCUUAACGGUCCUCAGUAUAAAGAAAUGUUGGAACUUCUUCGUGAACAUAUCAUUUCCACAGAUCUCGCGUUGUAUUUCCCAAACCAGAAAGAGGCCUCAAAACGUCUGGAGGAAGGGACCUUCGAUAUGAAUGACCAUGCGUCGCGCUCCUGUUGUAAGGCCCUCAUGAUGACUGCCGCCGACCUGUGUGCAGUGUCCAAACCGUGGAUCACACAAGAAGAAACAGUCGAUCGGUUAUACAACGAAUUCUACAUGCAAGGAGACGAGGAAAAGAAGAGAGGCAUUACCCCGAUACCCAUGAUGGAUCGAGAAAACAGCAAGGACCAGCCGAAGCAACAGGUUGGGUUCAUAAACUUCAUUUGCAUUCCCCUUUAUCAAACACUGUCACAGAUUCUGGAUGGUGUUCAUCAUUACCUUGUUGGUUGUGAGGAGAAUAUGGAGAUGUGGAAACUUCUGGCGGAACAGAGAGCCUAAGUUUGUCUUUUGCAAUAGGAGAACUAAAACCGUCCUCAUUUUUAGCAUAAUUUAUUUUACUUUGAAGUAUUUAUUUCUACUUAUUUUAUAUUUAGCUGUUUACAUUUUUACAUAAUAAACGGUCAAUGCUUUAAGAAGUUGUUC